Molecule: messenger RNA, 1030 nt
Organism: Manduca sexta (tobacco hornworm)
Lineage: Eukaryota; Metazoa; Arthropoda; Insecta; Lepidoptera; Sphingidae
Exons: 5
Coding region: 470-1030 (186 amino acids)
Source: RefSeq, a predicted model, not a curated record
AUGAAAUCUAUCUACGCUUCUCUACAAUAUAUUAUUUACCUCAAUAAAUUUUUAUAUUUUAAAUUUUAAAGCUUUCUUUUCUUUAUCCUCAUACAUAAAUUAUUAAUAUAAUAAUAAAUAUUAUUAUGGUUAUGCUUUAUUUUUUUAUGCAAAAAUUAGAACAAUAUGUAAUUAUCGAAUGAAACGGUAAAUUAAUUCACACACAAUGCCGUAUAAGCACCCUUUUCUUUGUUUGUCCGUUUUAAGAGAUUUGAAAUAAAAAAUAUUUCAGAUAAGAUAUUCGUACUUAUUGCUAAUUCUUAUGACUUGGCAGAAUAGUCUUUGACCUUAGCCGAUCUCCUUUGGUGCGAUUAAAAAAAUAAUUCUGGCGCGAAUGUAAACUUUCGGAGGGCCUUCUACUGUCUACAUAAUAUUCAUUAUUUGUUACGGUCAAAUAACAACACACAGUUAUAAUAAUAAGAAAAAUAUAAUGUUUUCCCCGCAAGAACAACAAAUUGAAAUAUGUUUGCUGAAAUCAAAUUUGGAGGAUAUCGAAAACAAUUUAGUUUUACAACGUUCCGCACUGCCCGCAUUAGAUGCCGAAAAUGAGCAAAAGUAUCGCGAGACCAUGACUGCUUUACGUAUUACACGCUCACUAAACACAGAAAUAGAAAGACUCAAAAUGGAAAAUGUGAGACUCACUGCCAAGAGGAUGCAGCUUAAGCGUCAAAGUGAAGACGUAUCCAAAUCACUUGAAAAUGCGAGAGAAAAUCGCUCUGAGCUAACUAAUUUAUUGACAGAAGAGGAGCGUGAAAUAGAAUCUCAAAUCCGUCAAUAUGAGGACUCUUUACAAGAAAAGGCGGAUCGUUUUAGGAAAACUCGCGGUUUUUAUAAUGAAGAAGAAGUAACGAAAGAAACAGAAAAGAUCUUUGCAAAAAUAACAGAACUAGAAGAAGAGUUGACCAGACGAAAGGACGUAGUUGAUGAACUGAAACUUGAACUCAAUGCAGUGCAACCGGAAGUUCCAGAGAACCUUCUUGACAUAUUGUAA